Messenger RNA from Aspergillus steynii IBT 23096, 1187 nucleotides. RefSeq names its product NAD(P)-dependent alcohol dehydrogenase. Lineage: Eukaryota; Fungi; Ascomycota; Eurotiomycetes; Eurotiales; Aspergillaceae. The record is from RefSeq and is a predicted model, not a curated record. The transcript is spliced from 2 exons. Gene Ontology annotation, molecular function: zinc ion binding; L-iditol 2-dehydrogenase (NAD+) activity. Bases 48 to 1187 code for a protein of 379 amino acids. Gene Ontology annotation, biological process: D-sorbitol catabolic process.
CUUCAACCCCCAUUCCCUCCCUCCUAACCCAACCCUCUCCAACCAAAAUGUCCACCUCUCUAUCUGCCAUGCAAAACCCCUCCUGCCUCCUCUACGGCGCCGGCGACUGCCGCUACGAAGACCGCCCUAUCCCCAGCAUCCAAGACUCCCACGACGUGAUAAUCCGCAUCGCAUACACAGGCGUCUGCGGUAGCGAUGUCGCAUUCUGGACAAAAGGCGGCUUCAAACGUCUUAUCACGACCUCCAACCCCGUGGUAAUGGGCCACGAGGCAUCCGGGACCGUCCACGCUGUCGGGUCUGCAAUCACACACCUACGUAUCGGAGAUCCUGUGGCCAUCGAGCCCGGAUAUGCGUGUCGACGCUGCGAACUGUGUAAAGCGGGACGGUACAAUCUUUGUCCGCGGAUGAAGUUCGCUGCGGUCCCGAGAAGUGCUGAUGGGACGCUGGCGAGAUUCUUUAAGAUCCCGGGGGACUAUUGUCAUUCAUUGGUAGGUGAAGGGGGUGGGACAGUGCUGGGUCUCGACGAGGCCGUGCUCAUGGAGCCAUUGGCUGUUGCGAUUCACUCUGUUCGCUCGGUGGGUGUGAAGCCCGGCGAUCGGGUGGUGGUGUUUGGGUCUGGGACGGUGGGGUUGCUGUGUGCGAGUGUGGCGAGGGAGUUUGCGGCGAAGCAGGUCGUCAUGGUUGAUGUGAAUGCGUCGAAGUUGGAGUUUGCGCAGUCGGUGGUGCCAAAUGUGUCUGUCUCGUUUGGCACGUAUAUCCCGUCUUCGACGCUCUCGGCGGAGGAAAAUGCCAGCAAGAUCCUCGAGCAGUUUGAUACACCUUCUCAUGUUGCUGGGGACGCGAUUCCUGGAUUCGAUAUCGCCAUUGAAGCUACUGGCGCAGAACCCUGCGUUCAAAUGGGUAUUCAUGUCUUGCGGCCCGGGGGCGCGUAUAUCCAAACUGGGAAUGGAAAGGGGAGUGUUGAGUUUCCGAUUUCGACGGUGGGAGAGAAGGAGAUUGUCGUGCGAGGGUGCUUUCGAUAUGGGCCGGGGGACUUUCAGCUGGGGGUGAGGAUGGCGAGCAAGGGGAAGAUUCCGGUCAAGAAGUUUAUUACAAAGGUGGUGCCGUUUGAUAAAGCUGUAGAGGCAUGGGAGACGACAAUGAGGGGGGAGGGGAUUAAGACUUUGAUCAGGGGGGUCGAAAAUUAG